AUGUUCGUCAGGUCCAUUCGAAUAUGGGCUCUGCUCUGCCUUGUCCUGGCAUUGCAGCUUGCCACAGCCCAGAGCUUCCAAGCUACUCGAAGAGCCGACGAUGCCUCGCCGACAACACACGCUCCAGCAUCAACCACAACCAGAUCACCCAAAGAGACAGAAAAAGAACAAGUUGGGAAAAGUGACGACAACUCCAAGACGGGAUCUAGCGACGCAGACAGUUCUGUCACGGCGACUGCAACGAGCACCGGUAAUAUCACAGUCAGUGAAACUAGCACGGGAACCACCACGCCCACGCCCAGCUCGACGGGUAAUUCGACCUUCCUCAAUGCUACAAUCCCUCAUGGUCAAUUGCCUCUCGCGCCAAAGCUAACUCCGGGAUGGGGCGUCGCUGGCACCAUUAUGAUGCUUACUGGUCUGGUGUACGCUCUCAUUGGGAUUAAGAAUCCCUGGGUCCACGCCUUUUUCUCGACCGCCUACAUGGUAGCACUGGGUGUUGCCGUGCUCAUUGUCUAUCUCAUGAAUGUUCCACUGGGCAAUGGCUUGCAAGGAGGUUACGUCGCAGCCAUUAUACUCUCCGGUUGUGCAGUUGGAACGGCCGCCAUGUUCUUCAAGGAUUUGACUGAAAGUCUGGGAUGUGCUCUCGGGGGUUUCUGCAUUAGCAUGUGGCUUCUUUGCCUCGUUCCCGGCGGCCUGCUACAUUCCACGGCCUCGAAAGCCAUCUUCAUUGCCUGCUUUACGGUUGUGGGCUUCGCCUUUUACUUUAGCCGCUUUACUCGCGACUGGGCUUUGCUUAUUUCUAUUGCCUUUUCUGGCGCCACUAUAUCAGUCCUCGGUAUUGACUGCUUCAGUCGAGCUGGUCUCAAAGAAUUCUGGGCUUGGAUCUGGGCCCUUAACGACAAUCUUUUUCCUCUGGGCGCAGAUACAUACCCAGUCACGAGAGGCAUCCGAGUCGAAACUGCGGCCAUCAUAAUCAUUUUUCUCGUUGCCACCAUGUCCCAGGUCAGACUAUGGAAAGUUGUCCGCGAGAAGCGUGAGAAGCGGGCUGCGCUUCGUGCCGAAGGUCAGCGGAAUCUCCAGGAGGAGGAAGAGACUGUCGGUCGACAAAUUGAGGAAGCCAACGCUCGUGAUCGCGCUGAAUGGGAGCGCGUAUAUGGUGACGGGGGCGCCGAGAGUGUUACAGCUUCGCAACUAUCUGACGGACGUGUUCAAGAAAAGGACCUGUCUCACAGCAAUGUUUAUGCCGUCAGGGGGCGAUCUGGUGAUGCUACUGAAAUGAGCGACCUGUCAGAAUGCGGCCACAGCGCCAUAGACCAGCUAAUGGCUGGUGAGGGUGAUGAAGGCGGAGUGACUGUGCGAGUCGGAACCGAUGACCUCCCGGAGAGUGUGGCGAAUGACAUGUACGAGGGUGAUGAAAAAGGCCUGAUUAGUGAGAGCAACGCCCAGGGUCUGAACGCUUCCCAUCACUCAGCCACUGGCGAAAGGCGAACGUCAAAACUCUCAACCAGAAGCAAACGUGCCUCUGGUAAUACCGCUGCCAGCAGCAGGGUUCUGGCCAACCCGCAAACCGUUACGCCUUCGCCCGAAAUCGUACCUUUGCCAUUCAGUGUACCUCAAGGCCAUCUCACUCAAUCUGAGCGAUCUUCUGUCGCAACGUUCGCCGAUGCCGAGGAAGAUGCUACCUUGGCGAUUCCACACCGCACUGAAAGGUCCUCAGUUGUCAAGCGCUUAUCACAAGGAUCCGCAGAUCUUCUACGAAACCUAUCACAACGCUCGGAGCGCUCGAACCACGCGCCCGAGCUUGCCCGCAAUGGAGGCGGAAGUACCGAAAUGCUUUUGACAGAGGUUGAACCGCAUCGUCAAGACCAAGAUAACGAGUCUCUUGCCGCCACAAUGGACGUUGAGAGUGUCAGCGGUGGCCAGCGUCGUUCCUUGGACAUGGAUGAUGACAACGUGAAAGAGGUUGAUCCAGAGACUGUUGUUGAGGAUGCCGGCACAUCAGAGGAGAGACCCGAGGUCAAUGCUGAAGUGACUCAGGCGAAAGGGACCGCAGUUGACCAGUCGAAUGCGAAGUCUCAGAAAGCAAAGAGGCAAAGUACGACGUCUCAAAACAAGACUACCAGUCCAACAAAUUCCGAAGACCCCGAUCAGGCAGUCAGCCCGCCGCAAUCCGAGGUGGUCAAGUCGGUUGCAUCCGAGAUUUCCGGUCCCGUUAGCCUGACGAGAGAGCGUCUUCCGAGUUCAAUGUCCCGGGUCGCAUUGUCCUACCGUACAAAUGAGUGGGCUAAACACUUGAGCAACGCCGACCUACCUGAUGUGGAUGAGCUACCAGUUGAGAAGCCCGCCCGCACAAAAAAGGCCACCAACGAGCGUGUCAAGCCAGUCGAUGUGCAAGAACUUCAAAGGACUGCAGAGGAUGGAGCCCCGGCGCCUGCGCUUCCACGUUCACAAUCUCGGCUAUCUACGAUGUCUACUGCUAGCGGAAAACCGCAGACUCCAACACCGACCGACACCGAGCCCAUUCAGGUGGCUAAUCUCGCGGCUUCUGCACCCUCGCGUGAAACGUCUAGCUUUGUUGCGCCAAAAGACGCUACGCCAAUUCCCAGGUUGCGUUCUGUCUCUUCUACAAACAUGCGCAAGUCUUCUCCGACAGUUCGGUCCAUUCCCGAGGAGCGACAAGAUGUCGAUACAUUACCAGCAGCCCCUGAACAGGAAGAAGAACCAUCCAGAGAAGCAAGUCCUGUACUGGAGGCUGGUCCGUUUCUCAAGCCCACUGGUGCUUCUGGUAUAGUCUCGUACUCCAGUCCGCAAACACUCCUUGGCCAGCGCGAGAUUUUUCUGCGCAGCAAAUCGCAGGGAAGUCUUGUGAGUAGCGUUGGCGACAUGCAAGGCACGCCGCUCCCUCCCAUGACAGCCCCUAGUGAUGCUGGCUCUCUGCACAACUACCCCAUGUAUGCUUCGGGCUUUGCCUCGGAUCCCGACGAGAUACCACUGAGCCAACGCCGCUCCAUGAUUCUCAGCAGCCGCAUGUCGAUGAAUGAGUCGUCACUCUCUCUAAAUCGCGCCGGGAGUCGCGCCGGAAGUAGCCACGGCGGUGCCGACAACCUCGCCUUCAACUCUCACCAACCCAAGCGAACUUCAGGGCUCCCCUCAUCGGCUGCGCGAGACAUGCAGCUAGCCAAUUUCCGCAUGUCUGUCUCACAGGAUUUGCGUGCCGGUAAUCCCAUGAUGUCUGGCGGCGGGCGCGAAACGCCCUUUACGUCUACCAACUCUCUGCUUGGUGGUCGUGAAGCCGAGGUGCAACGCAACAUUGAGAUGCAGCGCCACGUUCUUUUGGGGCAAAAGGAAGCCGAGGCUCAGAGGAGAGAGAUGCAGCGCCGCGAUAAGGAAUCCUCUGAUCGUGCCUUUGACGACCGCAUGCGCCGCGGCGACCUGAUUGAUGCCCACCGCGAGGCCAUGCGCAAGAUGCAGCGAAGUGCUAGUAAACACUAA
Messenger RNA from Beauveria bassiana ARSEF 2860, 3492 nucleotides. RefSeq lists its product as uncharacterized. The record is from RefSeq and is a predicted model, not a curated record. The transcript is spliced from 2 exons. The coding region runs from base 1 to 3492 and encodes 1163 amino acids. NCBI's taxonomy places the organism in Eukaryota, Fungi, Ascomycota, Sordariomycetes, Hypocreales, Cordycipitaceae.